This is a messenger RNA of Recurvomyces mirabilis, 1179 nucleotides long. RefSeq lists its product as uncharacterized. Gene Ontology annotation, molecular function: carboxy-lyase activity; hydrolase activity. Gene Ontology annotation, cellular component: cytoplasm; cytosol. The coding region runs from base 1 to 1179 and encodes 392 amino acids. Gene Ontology annotation, biological process: secondary metabolic process. NCBI's taxonomy places the organism in Eukaryota, Fungi, Ascomycota, Dothideomycetes, Mycosphaerellales, Teratosphaeriaceae. The record is from RefSeq and is a predicted model, not a curated record. The transcript has 4 exons.
AUGCCGUUCACUCGUACACUUCUGAUCUCGGCUGCGAGCUUUUGCGUAGGUCACAAUAUUACAAGGAAAAUCUUCCAAGCGGCGAUAGCAGACAAGGUUGAUCUAUACAACCUACCAUUCGCCACAACCGCAUUGUCGUCCAUACAGACUAUCUACGAUAAGCUUGACGACUCUGCAAUACCAGCUGCGCUUAUCAAUGCUACCAUAGUCGAUCUGCACUCUCACAUCGUUCCACCAUGGUAUCAUGCCAUCGUCCCAUUGUCAGGCCAGGUCCCGACCCCCAAUUGGACGCUGGCGGAACAUCUGAGCUUCAUGGCGAACAACAGCAUUGGGCACAGUGUGCUGUCCAUCUCGACACCAGGUUCUGUCGUCUUCCCGGGUGAUGAAGCGAAGUCUGCGGCUUUAGCGAGGUUGUUGAACGAGUAUAUGGCUGCUCUUCAGCAUGCUGAUGAGCAAGACCAGAUCGUCUAUAAACUCCCAAAGUACUUCUCGUUCUUCGCCGUCACACCACUACCUUAUACACACAAACAGCCUAAGAUUUUGCAUAGCAUAACGGAAAUAAAUUACGCUACUGCCCACCUCAAAGCCUUCGGCACCGGCCUCCUCUCAAAUCACGAAGGUUACUAUCUCGGCAACCACACCUUCACGCCCCUGUUCAGCCACUUGAACAUCUCGGCCAACAACAAGGUCUUCAUCCACCCAACAGACCCUUGCAUACAUGAUCCGCAGAAUAGUAGUCAACUCCUCUCGGCCAACCCGUCACCAUAUCCUUCCGGUCUCAUAGAGUACUACUUCGAGACCGCCCGCACACUUGCCGACCUGACAGUCACCCAGACGAUCCUGAACUUCACGAACCUGCAAUGGAUCGUCCCUCACGGCGGUGGUGCAUUUCCAGCUGUAGAAGACAGAUUCAUUACUUCGCAGCCCCCAGCUGUGCAAGCAGGGAGUAGAGCGGCGUAUGCUUCGCGCUGUUUCUGGGACGUGGCAGGACCAGUGUUCCCGCACCAAGUGCUGGGUCUGCUGGGAUAUGGGGUUCCUACUAAGCGGCUGGUUUAUGGAUCGGACUUCCCAUACGCGCCGAGCUUCACGUACGCCGCCGAGAUUGCAGCGGUCAGGAACUCGUCGUUGCUGUCCGCGGAGGAGAAGAUAGGGUUGUUUGCUGGCAACAGCGUCAUUUAA